Thamnophis sirtalis is the source of this 1455-nucleotide messenger RNA. The record is from RefSeq and is a predicted model, not a curated record. Lineage: Eukaryota; Metazoa; Chordata; Lepidosauria; Squamata; Natricidae.
AUGUAUGGUGGAAAACAGAAGCUAAGUGGUAAACCUUUUGUUCCACCUAAUGAUACAAAAGCAGUGACCAUAGUGGAAAUAGAGAAUUUAAGACAGACUUUUGAAAUAGAAACUGGAUAUGGAGAUACAAAUGCCUGGGUAGAAUGGGUGAAAUAUACAGUAAGAAGUUUAAACAAAAGCAAUUGCUAUGCCUGUGCACAGGGGAGACCAGUAGCUCAAGUGGUCCCCUUUCCACGGUGGACAAAGGAUCCAAGUGGCAUGAGGUGCAUACUGAACCUUUAUCAAGAUAGAACAGCCUGGGGAAAUGAGAGUUGUAAUUCCCUUUCCCUCUUAUUUCCACCAAUAAAAGGCCAGGAUGUUAAAAAGCAUCCUGUGUUCUCUGCAGCCUAUGGUAACCAUACCGCAUGUCUUACAUGACAAGGUGUGGAUUCUGACAAGAUGGUAAAAGAACUGGGAACCUGUAUAGAAACAGUAGAUGUAACCACAGCAGCUGAAAAGAGGAAUUACUCCAGAAUGAGCAUUCAAAGAGCUGACUUGUGGUGGUACUGUGGGGGAAAGUUAUUAAGGCAUAUACUUCCCCCAAAUUAGGCAGGGAUCUGUGUAAUUGUUCAGUUGGCUAUCCUAUUUACCCUGGUAUUUGAAAAAGAUACGGUAAUAAAGGAAAACAAUAGAAUAAAAAGAGAUGUGUUAGGAAGCUCCUUUGAUGAUGAAGUGUACCUGGAUGCCUUUGGAGUCCCUAGAGGAGUCCCUGAUGAAUAUAAGGCUCAAAACCAGAUAGCUGCUUGGUUCAAAUCACUAUUUUGGUGUGUGACUAUAAACAAGAAUGUAGAUUAAAUCAAUUAUAUCUAUUAUAAUCAACAGAGGUUUAUCAAUUACACAAGGGAUGCUGUGAAGGGCAUAACUGCACAAUUAGAUGUCACUAAUAGAAUGACCUGGGAAAAUAGAAUGUCUUUACACAUGAUAUUGGCAGAGAGAGGGGUAUGUGUAAUGAUAGGAGGUAGGUGCUGCACUUUUAUUCCAAACUAGCUGUACCCAGCCAUGUCUAAUAAUACUGCUCCUGAUGGAACAAUUACCAGGGCUUUACAAGACCUGACCACUCUAGCAGAAGAAUUGGCUUAGAAUGAGAGAGUUGAACUAACAGGUUGGCUGGGUUCUUGGUUUGAAAAAUGGGAAGGUAUGGUAGUAUCGAUCUUUACUUCUUUAGCAGUAGUGGCAGGGGUGCUAGUAGCUCUGGGAUGUUGCAUAAUCCCCAGUGUUAGGGGACUUGUGCAAAGGUUAACAGAAACAGCAAUCUCCAAGCAAAUGCCCCUGAAACCUCCUCCCUAUAAUAAAGCUAUGCUUCUUCUUGGAGAAGAAGAAGCAGACGAAGAAAGGGAGAGAGAAAGACUUGAUCUGGACAAAGAAUGUGACAUAAUGUUGUCAAGGUUAGAAAGAUCAUGUGGAACCACCUGUUAG